This is a messenger RNA of Aspergillus affinis, 1020 nucleotides long. Its product is annotated as class V chitinase. The transcript has a single exon. The record is from RefSeq and is a predicted model, not a curated record. The coding region runs from base 1 to 1020 and encodes 339 amino acids. Gene Ontology annotation, biological process: carbohydrate metabolic process. NCBI's taxonomy places the organism in Eukaryota, Fungi, Ascomycota, Eurotiomycetes, Eurotiales, Aspergillaceae.
AUGGCCAAUGCCAAUUGUAAGAAACCUGGCAGCAAAUUCGCUUCUGCUGGCAACCCCGGAAAAUGCAGCAGGGAGUCGGGAAUUCUCAUGAAUAGCGAACUUGAUGAUAUCCGCGCACACAAGAAGAUUCAACCCACCUUGGAUAAGGAGGCCGCCGUACAAGUCCUGACAUGGGGUAAUCAAUGGGUCACGUACGAUGAUGAGAAGAAAUUGAAGUCAAGGUUGGAAUUUGCACGCACCACCUGUUUGGGCGGGGUCAUGGUCUGGGCUGUGAGCCACUACACAUAUGACGGGAAGUACUCCAAUUCAUUAGCAGGUAUUACACCGCAUCCGCUUGUCAUGCCCGGAAAGGCAGAUGACACUCACGUAACGACACCCGAGCAUAGUCCGCAAUGCAGGUGGACCAACUGUGGUCAAACAUGCCCAGAUGGCUUGGCUUCCGUCUGGCGGUCAGACCCGGGAUUUCGGAAGGGCGAGCUGAUGUUGGAUUCAACCGGCUGUGAUGUCGGAGUUCACACGUUAUGUUGCCCGCGAGAAUAUGCGCCCCAAUGUGGAUGGUAUGGCCACAACAACGGCAAGUGCUCUAAUGGAUGCCCUAGCGGUAUAUUCGAAAUUGGCUCCCAGUCCUAUGACUGCAACAUUAAGGACUACCAGACAGCGUGCUGCACAGAAAACCGUGAUAGUGUUCGACUGUACUGGCAAAUUCUUGGAUGGUCAGCGUACCCCAAGUGUGAAGAUGGGGGCUGUCCAUGGGGUGAUGAAAGAAUGACCGAAACUCUAGUAAAAUCUGAUCAUGGCAAAUCACGGAGACGUGGCUUAUGCCCUGGCAAAGGUGAGCCCGAAAUUUUCACGAACACGUCUCAAUACAGAAGAAGUACUCAUCAAUACAGAUUCGAUCAUUUGCGGUUUUCGUCAAUGCAAGCCCCCAACGAUGAGAUGCAUUUUUAUGUCUUCAAUCGGGCACUGCCCGGCUAUUUCCGUUGCCCGAUGUUCAAACCCGCUGAAAUUCCACCUUAUUGA